GCAGCUGCGCUGCCGGAGCCGGCCGGGGUCAAGGCCUGCCCGGGAGGAGGGGAGGGACCAGGCCAGGCAGGGGCCGGACGGAGCGCGCAGCCCCGGAAGCCGCCCGCCGGGAAAGCCUCCCGGCGCCGCGAGGGCCUCUGAGCGUGUGCAGAGGGCGCCUUCACCUUCUCCUCCAUGGACUCCGCUGGUCACGAUUAGCCCCGGGGAAGGGGCCGCGGAAGGGGGCGCGAUGGCACCGCCCGAGCCCCGGCCUGCCUUUGGAGUCGCGCAGCUGGAGCAAAGUUAACCAAGUCGAAGUACACUUAUGGGUGGCGAGAGACUUGGGACAUUUCCUCAGGUGUAUCCCUCGAUGUCCAUUUUCAAAGCAUGGAUGAAAUAAUGUCUUGUCUGCAAGAACGCAGGGUGAAGAGAGAGAGAAAGAAAGAAAGAAAGAAAGAAAGAAAGAAAGAAAGAAAGAAAGAAAGAAAGAAAGAACUUUCUGCACAUCUGCUUCCAUCAGGCACGGAAUGAUAUAAAAGACAGCUUCGUUUUGAGUGGGAGUGCAGUGAUGAACUCGCAGUUCGACAUGGACCGGAAUGCCAUGCAAGAUGAACCCAAGCCUCUAGAUCACUAUAUACGGGAGGGGCUGAAGCAGCUGCAGCAAGACCAACUUCUCUGUGAUACAACCAUCGUGGCCGGAGGUGAACGCUUUCCUUGUCACAGGAUGCUCCUUGCCGCCAUCAAUCCAUACUUCCGAGCCAUGUUCUCCAACUCCUUCCGAGAGUCCCAGGAUGGAGAGGUUUUGCUCCAGGACAUGGACCCCUCCAUUGUCCAAACGGUGCUGAACUAUUACUACACGGAGGAGAUUGUGCUCGUGCCGGAGAUGGCUCAAGAUCUCUUUGUAGCAGCCAGCAGACUCCAGAUCCUCCCGCUGCUAGAAAGCUGCUCCAGGUUCCUCUUGGAACACUUGUGCCCAGAGAACUGCCUCAGACUCUACGAACUAGGCUACGCACACAGUGACCUCUCUCUGUUUCAGGAAGCAAAGACCUUGGUCAACCUGCAUUUCAAGCGCCUCAGCCAGGAGGAUAAAACCUUCCUCAACUUGACACCCAGCACGCUGGUGAGCAUCAUCUCCUUGGACAGCCUGGCCGUCUCUUCAGAGCUGGUCGUUUACCGGGCCGUUUGGAACUGGGUGAUGGCCCAAAGCACCAGCCGCUUCCCGCUCCUAGGGCAGCUGCUGGCCUACAUCCGCCUCCCGCUUCUGACCCAGGAGGAGCUGCGGGAUGUCCAGGCUGAGCUGAUGUGCUACCGGGACCUACGGCCGCGGUGGAAACGCCUUAACCGGCAAGAGCGGAUACAGCAGUGCCAAGGCCUGAGGCAGGGCAUGUAUAGCACCUGCAUUGUCUGUGUGGACCUCUUCACCAUGGAGGGCCCGGAGCUUAAAACCAAAGAUUUCCAAGUCGGCUGUUACGACCCGCAAACCGAAACGUGGGGAAAGCUGCCCCUCCUGAAGUGCCUGUACUGUGCACGUUGCGUGGCCGUGGGGGACAAACUGUACGUCACGGGCGGGGUCCACACCGAUGACUCUUAUUCGGAUUCGCUGCAUGAAUUCAGCACUCUGAGGGGACGCUGGACCCAGCUCCCUUCCAUGUCGGUGGCCCGGGCCUCCCACGGCUUCCUCGCCUGCAACCAGAAGCUCUUUGCCAUGGGAGGCUGGAGCAAAUAUGAGGACUACCUCAACACAGCCGAGAGCUUCGACUUGAUGGUCAAGUCCUGGAGCCGUCUGCCCAAGAUGCCCUUCGCCCUCAGCCAUUUUGCAUCCGCCGUCCUCAAAAACAAGAUCUAUCUGAUAGGAGGCGUCACAGAUUCCGUUGGCUCCUGGUACGCUUCCCGGAAGGUCCUGAUCUACGAUGUGCUCACGAACCUGUGGAACCAAAUGUUCCUCGACAAUGAAUGCUACUGGUCCGGUGCCGUGGCCAUGAAUAACGGGAUCUACGUGAUUGGAGGCUACUUCCGGAGCAGGGUGAGGCAUCACAACGAGAGGUGGCCGGACGCGGGGAGCCUGCGCUGCACCCGGAAGUGCUUCUUCCUGAAGGAGAACGGGAGAAUCGACAGGAACGUCGUGAUCCCCAAGCUGCCGAUUGAGCUGGCCGGAGCGGGCGUGGUGCGCUGGAAACACCGGAUCUAUGUGCUGGGGGGCGAAAAUACCUAUUUGUAUAAUAACCUGGAAGGAGAAAAUGACGAGGAAUAUUACAACACGGUUUACUACUGGGAGCCGGGAGCUCCCAAGUGGACUCGGUGCCCGGAGAGGUUACCUUUUACCAGCUGGGGUCUCAGUGGCUUUGGGUGCACCACCAUGAAGAUACCCAAAAAGCCCAUCUUAGAGCUCUUCCGUAAAACCUCCGUUGCCCUGACUGCUAUCGAGGUGGUGAGCCCCUAGUGGUCCAGGGUGGCUCCGUGGCUCUCGAGGGCCCAACUUGUGAAAUGGGAUCCAGAAGGACCAUCUGUCUAUGAAACGAGUGGCAGUUGCUUUACAGAGGUUUAGGAAAAAGGAAUAGUGAUUGCCUAGUUGUGUGUGUGCGCUUGCCAUUUAUUUCAAGAAACGUGAGGGGACCGCUGGAAUGGGAGGAAGCACGAAUUG
Molecule: messenger RNA, 2620 nt
Organism: Hemicordylus capensis (graceful crag lizard)
Lineage: Eukaryota; Metazoa; Chordata; Lepidosauria; Squamata; Cordylidae
Product: kelch-like protein 12
Exons: 6
Coding region: 548-2419 (623 amino acids)
Molecular function (GO): protein binding
Source: RefSeq, a predicted model, not a curated record